GAAAUUGUAUUAGUGGUAUUCUUUGGAACAGAAUAUGUGGUUCGGUUAUGGUCAGCAGGAUGCCGCAGUAAAUAUGUUGGAAUAUGGGGAAGGCUUCGUUUUGCUAGGAAGCCUAUUUCAAUCAUUGAUUUAAUCGUAGUUGUUGCAUCCAUGAUAGUUCUUUGUGUGGGGUCUAAAGGCCAAGUCUUUGCAACCUCAGCUAUCAGGGGCAUCCGUUUCCUGCAGAUUUUGCGAAUGCUGCAUGUUGACCGUCAGGGUGGUACAUGGAGGCUGCUGGGGUCAGUAGUUUUCAUUCACAGACAAGAGCUGAUAACUACACUCUACAUUGGAUUUCUGGGCCUGAUUUUUUCCUCUUAUUUUGUGUACCUGGCUGAAAAAGAUGCUGUAAAUGAUUCUGGAGAAACAGAGUUUGGUAGCUAUGCAGAUGCCCUGUGGUGGGGAGUAGUGACUGUUACAACUAUCGGCUAUGGGGAUAAAGUGCCUCAGACCUGGAUAGGAAAGACCAUUGCAUCUUGUUUUUCAGUAUUUGCGAUUUCCUUUUUUGCACUACCUGCGGGAAUUCUUGGUUCAGGCUUUGCCUUAAAGGUGCAACAGAAACAAAGGCAGAAGCAUUUCAACCGUCAAAUUCCGGCUGCAGCCUCUCUCAUACAGACUGCAUGGAGAUGCUAUGCAGCGGAAAACCCAGACUCUUCUACAUGGAAAAUAUACAUUCGAAAACCUGCCAGAAACUAUCAUUUGCUGUCACCCAGUCCAAAACCGAAGAAAUCUGUGAUGGUUAAAAAGAAGAAAUUUAAGUUAGACAAGGACAAUGGGCCUUCUUCUCCAGAUAGGAUGUUAACUGUUCCACACAUCACUUAUGACCACAUGACAGAUGACAGGAAACCUGAUUUCAGUUUUGAAGCGUAUGAAAAUUCUGUGAAGAAAAACCCGACGUUUUUAGAUGUGAACACAGGACCCUUCAUCAGGACCAACAGCUUUGCUGAUGAGCUUGACCUGGAGGCUGAGACACUGCUGACCCCAAUAACUCACAUCUCACAGUAA
Messenger RNA from Eurypyga helias (sunbittern), 1041 nucleotides. RefSeq names its product potassium voltage-gated channel, KQT-like subfamily, member 1 (gene KCNQ1). Gene Ontology annotation, biological process: potassium ion transport; transmembrane transport. Gene Ontology annotation, cellular component: voltage-gated potassium channel complex; membrane. The annotation marks the transcript as partial. Gene Ontology annotation, molecular function: voltage-gated potassium channel activity. The transcript has 9 exons. The record is from RefSeq and is a predicted model, not a curated record. Lineage: Eukaryota; Metazoa; Chordata; Aves; Eurypygiformes; Eurypygidae.